This is a messenger RNA of Daktulosphaira vitifoliae (grape phylloxera), 3867 nucleotides long. RefSeq names its product voltage-dependent calcium channel subunit alpha-2/delta-3 (gene Ca-Ma2d). The record is from RefSeq and is a predicted model, not a curated record. Lineage: Eukaryota; Metazoa; Arthropoda; Insecta; Hemiptera; Phylloxeridae. Gene Ontology annotation, molecular function: voltage-gated calcium channel activity. The transcript has 27 exons. The coding region runs from base 132 to 3680 and encodes 1182 amino acids. Gene Ontology annotation, cellular component: voltage-gated calcium channel complex.
AGCCAAACAUGGGUAUAUAUACUCUAAAUUUAGAUUUUUAUUUAAGAAUAUCUUGAAUCUGAAAAAAGGUCACUAACCUAGCUUUAGCAGAUAAAAUGUAAAAUCCCCAAUUUAAUUAAUAUUAAGUAAGUAUGAAAAUUAUAGUUAAUUUAUUGACAUUAUUAAUUGUAGUUGCAUAUGUAAUAAGUGUCACUGAUGAUGAAAAUUAUGAGCUUAUGGUUGAAAAUUGGGCUGAACAAUUUGGCAAUGAACUUUGGUACUUAGGUCAGAAUAUAACUAAAGCUAAUGAAAUAAAAUUGCGAUACAAAAAACUAAAUGAAACGCAUGUGUUUAGAACUAAUGCUUCUCAGCUAUUGCAAAAUAUAUCAAUGGCAAUGAACCGCAUGAUAAGAUUGAAAAUGACAGCUGUAUCUUGUCUUAUGGAUGCAGCAGAAAGGCUUUCAGAAGAAUUUGAAUGGAAAACUUCUGGAGUUGAAAACUAUACAUAUUAUAAUGCCAAAUAUUCUCCUGUAGAAGGAAUCAAUGAUGAAGAUGACCCUGCGCGUACACCUCCUGUAGUUAAAAUUGGGAAAAACUCUUAUAAUUUAAGUUUUAAAACUAUGAAAUUAACAGAAAAUCGUCAUUUUUAUGGAUUAGCUGUAAACACAAGCCACAGUACUGCUUAUUUACCUACAAUUUUGUUUGAGCGGAUUAACCAUGUACAAAUACCCUUGCAAUGGUCUGAAAAGUUAGAUGAAGUGUUUUUAAGUAAUUAUCGAGCUGAUCCUUCUUUGUCUUGGCAAUACUUUGGGAGUACAGCAGGAUUUAUGCGUCAUUACCCAGCUAAGCGGUGGUUUUCAAAGCCAAGUGUUUUUGAUACCCGUCUUCGACCUUGGUACAUACAAGCAGCAACAUGCUCCAAAGAUGUUGUUAUUUUAUUAGAUAUUUCUGGAUCAAUGUUUGGAAUGCAUUUGACUAUAGCUCAACUUGUUAUUAAAACUGUUUUAAGAACAUUUAAUAAUGAUGAUUCAUUUAAUAUAAUAUUUUUUAAUACAGGAUUUACCUAUUUGGUUCCAUGUUUUAAAAACAUACUUGUACAGGCUACUCCUGAAAAUGUUAAUACAUUUCUUAAUGCUAUAAAUGAAGAUACUAGAUUAUCUCCAACGCUUACAGCAAAUUAUAGUAUAGCAUUUAUUGAAGCAUUUGAAUUAUUAGCUAGAAACAGGGAUAAUAAGUGCAACUCUUGUGAUACAACUUUUAAUGAAACAUGUAACCAAAUGAUAAUGUUGAUCACAGAUGAUGAACCUGAUAGGGACUUAUUUGAAGUUGUCCAAAAGUAUAAUAGAAUCUUUACUGAUAAUGGUACUAAUAUACCUGUUCGCCUAUUUACUUACAUGAUGGGUCGUGACAUAACUACUACUCCGGAACUUCAAAGAUUAGCCUGUGAAAAUAGAGGUAGUUUUGCCCAUGUUCAUUCAAAAGAUGAAGUAGUUGAAAGUGUUCUUAAAUAUAUUGUAAUAUUGGCUAGACCUUUAGUACUUCAAGCAGAAAAACAUCCUGUUACAUGGUCUCAUACAUUUAUGGAUAUAUCAGCUAUUAAUGAAGAUGAUUUAUAUCAAGAGUAUAGACCAAUGACUGCAAUUUCUAUUCCAAUUUUCAACAAAAAAAGAGAUGAGUUUAAUAAGACAAGAUUUAAAGGUGAUUUGCUUGGUGUUGCUGGAACAGAUGUACCAAUUGCUGAAUUUGAAAAACUUACACUUCCCUAUAAAAUUGGUGUAAAUGGUUAUGCAUUUGUUGUUACUAGUAAUGGAUAUGUUUUAUUUCAUCCAAAACUAAGACCAGUGGAAGAUGGCAUCCUUAAAGUAAAUUACAACAGUGUUGAUUUGACUGAAUUGGAACUAUUAGAUGAUAAUAAUGAAGAACCAAGACAGCCUCACAGUGAUAUAGUUUUGCUAAGAAGAGAAAUUGUUAAUCAUAAACAUGGUUCAAUGGAAAACUUAAGCAUGAAAUUCCAUUAUGAUAACAUGAGACGAGUAGGUUCUGAAGUUCGUAAUUUUCAUUAUACAGCUUUGGAUCCAAAAAUUGAAGGUCCGUUUACACUUGGCCUAGUUUUACCAGCUUCAUAUGGUAAUAAUUGGAUCAAAGCAGGGGAUGAAAUUAAUAAGUCUAUAGAAAGUGGGGAACCCCAUGAUAAGUAUUUUCAAGAAAAAUGGAAAAUCCAUCCAAGUUGGGUAUAUUGUGAUUACUUUCACUCACAUGAGUGGAAUUUUAAAAACCCAGAAGAAAAACUUUUACAUUUUAUGGAGAAAAUUUUUUCUCCUAAUUGGGAAUGGAGAGAGCAGUAUCCCGAUUCAGAUUUUGAAAAUAUAUCUAUGGAUGUAUUUGAUAGAAGUGAAUGUAAUCGUCGUCCAAUUAAUAUCAAUGAAUCUUAUUGUGACAAAGAGUUAAUGCAACUAUUAUUUUUUGAUGCAAAAAUCACACAUGCAUUGUAUAAUUCUACAUGGAAUUCAACGGCUUUUGAAAAAAUAUAUGCAUCCUUAUAUCAAGUAAGUGUUAGAUUCUUAGCAACUCAAGGAGGGUUAAGCAGAUGGCAGCAUAGAAAUGAAUUAUUAAAUAAUGAGUUGGAGUUUGGAGAAAUUCACAAUAAAUCAGUUGAAGAAGUUUGGUAUAAACGACCAGUUCUUUAUAGGAAUCUUAAUCCACAAGCUUUUGUAUUUUCUGUUCCCUUUGAUUCAGGGAAAAAUGAAAAUUUAAAAAUUACUGCAAGUCAUGCUAUAUUUGUUGAGGAUGAAAAUAAUGAAGCUCCAGGAUCAGUUGUUGGUUAUGAAAUGUCACAUAAAGCAUUUUAUGAAAGAUUUAUGAAUAUCACUAACAAUUUGUCAACUAAUUGUACAUCUUGUUUACCGUGUUCAUCUGAACAUGUUGAUUGUUACAUUAUUGAUGAAAAUGGGUAUGUUGUUUUAUCGGAAAUUCAAAGUGAUACAGGAAAAUUUUUUGCACAAACAGUAUUCAAAAGUACUGGAGUUGUAAUGGAGACAAUGAUAACAAAGAAAAUAUUUAGAAGUAUACCAAUGUUUGAUUAUCAAGCUUCUUGUAAUGAAAAAGAAUUGAGUGCCAGUUCAUCUUCAAAUUUAUUCUCACCGUUUCACUUUAUUUUAAGCAGUAUAAAUUGGGUUUUAAUGAACAUUGUAUGGUUAUUGAUAGAAGGGAAUUUUGUACAUGUAUGGUCAAUUAAUGAAGCUUUAUCAGAUGAACCUAAACCAGUUGUCACAGAAAAAUUCAAAAAUAAAGCAUGUGACAAAAAAGCUCAUUUAUUUAUGUUGCAACAUGAGCAUUUAAGUGCAGAAGGAUUUGAUGCACCUCCUCCAGCUGGUUCUACUAUAAGUCCUUUCUUUGUAAAAAGAAUAGCUCAUUCAAACUUACUGUUGGUUGUUGUUACAAAUGCAGAGAGUAGUUUGAGCCAUUUAAGUGUUGAUCCUAUUAAAAUUGAAUAUAAUUUAUCAUUUGCAACAGAUCACAGUUGCAACAAACUCAAUAUUAAUCAUUUUUGUAGAAGAAAAUUAGGAGGAUGCUACAAUAGUCAUCCUGAGGAACCCAAUAUAAAAAUUUGUUCAGGUUGUAAAAAUUUGAAAUCAUUUAUGUGGAUAUUUAUGAUUUUUGGGACAUUCUUAAAUUUGAAAAUACAUUUUAUAUUUAUAUAAAUAUUAAAUUUAGUAUUAUACAAUAUAAUUAUUAAAUAUAAAAUAUGUUUUCUUUAUAUACAAAACCAGUUUUAAUUUACAAAGUAUUUAUAAUACUAUUAUAACUAAUAUUAAUAUCAGUCAUAUAGAGAGGACCUUGGUUUAUAGGAUUUUGUAAACUAAGGUUAAGUCUUUUUAACAUCCAAUA